AUGAUGAAUUCUGUAAAUAGUUCAACAGAUGAUAUGAUUAUUUUAUUAUUGGGUGAAACAGGUGUUGGAAAAUCAACAUUUAUUAAUGCUUUAGUUAAUUAUUUUACAUAUGAAAAAUUAGAUGAUGCAAUAGAUGGUCAUAUGAUAUCAGUAAUUCCAUCAUCAUUUGUAAUGACUGAUCCAGAAACAUUUGAACAAACAAAAAUAAAAAUUGGUGAAGAUUUAAACGAAAUGGAUCGACCUGGACAAUCGGCAACACAAUCAUGUCGUUGUUAUGUAUUUCCAAUUGGUAAUAGAAAAUUAAAAAUUAUUGACACGCCCGGUGUUGGUGAUACAAGAGGUAUUGAUGAAGAUAAAAAAAAUUUUAAAAAUAUUUUAUCAUUUAUUGGUCAUUAUGAACAUAUAAAUGGAAUUUGUAUGUUAUUAAAACCAAAUGAAUCAAGAUUAAAUAUAUUUUUUAGAUUUUGUAUUAAAGAACUUUUAACACAUCUUCAUAGAAGUGCAAAAGAUAAUAUUAUAUUUUGUUUUACAAAUGCACGUUCAACAUUUUAUUCACCGGGUAAUACGGCACCAUUAUUAAAACAAUUAUUAACUGAAUUAAAACAGACAACAAAUGUUGAUGUACCAUUUAGUAAAGACAAUACAUUUUGUUUUGAUAAUGAAGCGUUUCGAUUUGUUGCUGCAAUAAAAAAUAAUAUUCCAUUUACUGAUGAACAAAAAGAAGAUUUUCGUAAAAGUUGGGAUACAUCUGUUAAAGAAGCAAGUAAUCUUAUUAUACGUAUAAAUAAAUGUCAACCACAUCAUGUUAAAGACACAAUAUCACUUAAUGAAGCAAGAAGACUUAUUGUUGAAUUAACAAGACCAAUUGCAGAAAUAACACAAAAUAUUCAAUUAAAUAUUAAAGUUGCUGAAGAUAAAAAACGUGAAUUAAUUAAUGCUGAAAUAUCAAUUAGUGAUUUAAAUAAAAAAUUAAAAAUACCAGCUGUUGAUUUAAAAAGUACAUCACUUUCAUAUCCAAGAACUGUUUGUACAAGUACAAGUUGUGUAAAAUUUGUUAAAUUUGGUAAUAUUGAUAAAAUUAAUUAUGUAACACACUGUCAUGAACAUUGUUAUCUACAAGGUGUUGCACAAGAUGUUGUUAAUAAUGCUGCAUUACAAAAAUGUUCAGCAAUGAAUUCAGCUAAUCAAUGUACAAAAUGUUCAUGUGGUUAUGAAAAACAUAUGCAUAUUACAUAUGAAACAGAACAAAUAAAUACAGAAGUUAUUGAUACAUCAGUACAAAGAAAUAUUGGUUCACAACAAGAUGCUGCAGGUGCAAUUAGAAAUUUUCAAAAUAAGUUACAACAACGUAUUACAGAUUUAAAAACAGAACAACAAAAAAUAACUGAAGUAUGUGCAAAAUUAUCAAUAUUUCUUUAUGCAAAUUCCAUUACACCAUAUAAUGAUGAUCUUAUUGAAUAUGUUAAUCAUUUAUUAAGAGAAGAAAAAGAUAAACGUGCAUAUGGAUCAAAUAAUCAAGAUGUUAUUAAUGGACUUCAAACAAUGGUUAAUGCUUAUGAAAAGGAAAUAAAAAUAUAUAAAGAUACUUUAGCAUCAGUUAAUUCAACACAACGUAAUUUAAGAGUACCAAAUGUUGCUGAUAUUCAACCAAUGAUCGAAAGUCUUUAUAAUCUUCCUAUAAGGGGAGCAGAAUUAAGACAACAAAUUAGUUUAAUUAGAAGAGGUCAUGAUACAACUGUAAAUGGAUUUGAAAAAAUGUAUGAACCACCUAAAAAUCGAACACUCAUAUCAAAAUUUAAACAUCUUUUUACAUAA
This is a messenger RNA of Didymodactylos carnosus, 1815 nucleotides long. Lineage: Eukaryota; Metazoa; Rotifera; Eurotatoria; Philodinida; Philodinidae. The record is from the annotation of a GenBank genome assembly.